UUUCCUCUAAAAGCUGAACUGAAGAAUGCCAGACGAAUACAUGCACAGUUUCCGGAUGAUUUACAAAAGGAAGAAAAAAACAAGUGAUCGAUAAGGGCGCCUCAUAAGCCAUCAUUUAAGUAAACGAGGGAUUUAUAACUUUUAUUUCCAUGCACGUGGCACCUCCCGUACCAAAUGUAAUAAGCGCUGCUCUCUCCGUCUCUAGACUGACAGGUCUUCUCCCACGUCAGAUACAAUGGAAAGUCUUUUGUUUAACAGCAGCGUUAACUGCAAUGACGGUGGUUUCACGAAAACCGGAGAAGGAACAAACUGCUCAAUUCCUGCACCUAUACCCAAUUUUUACAUCGCCGUACCCAUCAUUUAUUCUGUUAUAUGUGCUGUUGGUUUAACUGGCAACACGGCCGUUAUAUAUGUUAUCCUUAGAGCUCCUAAAAUGAAGACGGUGACGAAUAUCUUCAUAUUAAAUUUGGCUAUUGCAGAUGAACUUUUCACUCUAGUAUUGCCUAUUAACAUCGCUGAUUACCUUUUGCUCCAGUGGCCCUUUGGGGAAGUCAUGUGCAAACUAAUUAUCUCUAUUGAUCAAUACAAUACCUUCUCCAGUAUUUAUUUUCUGACAGUGAUGAGUAUAGACAGAUACCUCGUUGUCGUUGCUACGGUAAAAUCAAAGAAGAUGACUUACCGCACCUACAGAGCUGCCAAAAUAGUUUGCCUCUGUGUUUGGAUUUUUGUCACAGUCAUAAUUCUACCCUUUACUGUUUUUGGUAAAAUCCACAAUGAUCAAGGCAGGAUGCAAUGCGUCUUUGUAUUUCCUAAUCCGGAGGGCUUCUGGUGGAAAGCGAGUCGCAUAUAUACGCUUAUACUGGGCUUUGCUAUCCCCGUGUCCACCAUUUGCGCUCUCUAUUCUAUGAUGCUCUACAAACUAAGAAGAAUGCGCUUGAACAGUAAUGCCAAGGCCUUGGACAGAGCCAAAAAGAAAGUUACUCUAAUGGUGCUGGUCAUUUUGGCGGUCUGCCUAUUUUGUUGGACUCCGUACCAUUUCAGCACGAUCGUGGCCCUGACCACAGACAUCCAGCAGACGCCGGUGAUAAUCGGAGUGUCAUAUUUUAUUACGAGCCUGAGUUACGCCAACAGCUGUCUGAAUCCAUUUCUGUAUGCAUUUCUCGAUGACAGCUUCAGGAAAAGUUUCAGAAAGCUUCUAGAAUGUAGGACUGCUUCGUGAUGCAGCAUGGAAUUUCGUUCUAGGAAUACGAGAAAAAUGAUGUUACUCGAAAGAAUAAUAUUUGCUCUGUAACAAAAACAUACGUAUGGGGAUGAUAUUCAGUAUACCCCUAUUACACAUUAAAAACAACACACGUGGCGAAACGGGGCUUAUGUGACUUUAGAGUAACCUGAAUCACUUUAUUAUUAUUACUAUGAUGAGGAAGAUAAUGGUGAUGAUGAUGAUGAUUAUUAGCCAGAUGACAUUUUUAGUAACAAAUAGCAUGCUUUAGAUUUUUAAUUGCUAAUUUUCAUAGUUCAGAUUUGAUUAAGAGUUGCUGCCUUCACUUUUAUGUGCUUUUAAUAUAUGCUGUACUAUAAAACUAAAGUGUUUGGGAGAAAGGAUGCAUUGAAACUAAACUGGAAAAUUGCAAAUAAAUAAAAGUCUUAAGGUGCCUUGUAUGGUAAAUGUUGGUGUCCUUUUAUGAUUCUAAUUCUGAGCACAGCUGGGCUUUACCUGUGGGAAUUGAUGUUUAUGUGAUA
Erpetoichthys calabaricus (reedfish) is the source of this 1740-nucleotide messenger RNA. RefSeq names its product neuropeptides B/W receptor type 1-like. Gene Ontology annotation, molecular function: neuropeptide binding; neuropeptide receptor activity. The record is from RefSeq and is a predicted model, not a curated record. Gene Ontology annotation, cellular component: membrane; neuron projection. The transcript has a single exon. Gene Ontology annotation, biological process: neuropeptide signaling pathway. The coding region runs from base 236 to 1219 and encodes 327 amino acids. NCBI's taxonomy places the organism in Eukaryota, Metazoa, Chordata, Cladistia, Polypteriformes, Polypteridae.